Messenger RNA from Gekko japonicus, 13881 nucleotides. RefSeq names its product dynein, axonemal, heavy chain 5 (gene DNAH5). The transcript has 80 exons. The record is from RefSeq and is a predicted model, not a curated record. Gene Ontology annotation, cellular component: dynein complex. NCBI's taxonomy places the organism in Eukaryota, Metazoa, Chordata, Lepidosauria, Squamata, Gekkonidae. Gene Ontology annotation, molecular function: minus-end-directed microtubule motor activity; ATP hydrolysis activity; ATP binding. Gene Ontology annotation, biological process: microtubule-based movement. The coding region runs from base 1 to 13881 and encodes 4626 amino acids.
AUGUUUAAGUCAGGAAGACGACAGCUGUGGAAACAGAGUGUUUCUAGAGUUUUGAAGCAAAAGCUGAAGGAGGAGAAAGAGGCCAAACGGGCCCACCUGGAUGGGAGGCAUGAUUACAUCCUGUCGAUUGUCGCUUCCUGCGUGGAUCUGGAGAAGGCGGAAGUGGAGGACGCCAUCCUUGAAGGAACGCGGAUUGACCGUAUUGAUAAAUUCUUUGCUGUCGGGGGCUUUCGUCAUCUCAUGUUCUACUAUCAAGAUGUGGAGGCAUCUGACGCAGGACUUGGCCCAGCAGGAGCAAACUCUCACUCUGCUAAGCAUAAGAAGGCUAAAGUAUUCAUAACGGAAGGAAAGGAUGUUGCCUUGACUGGCAUGUGUGUGUUCUUCAUUAGAUCUAAUCCUUCCAAAGCAAUCACUCCAGAGAAUAUCCAUCAUGAAGUGGUUUUCAAUAUGUUGGAUGCGCGUCACGGGGGCUUACUGAAUAGUGUGCAGCACUUGAUGGCGGACAUAUUUAUUCCAGCUCUGAAGACAAUGAACUAUGGCUGGGGGGAGCUGGAGGGUCCCCAGAAAGGGGCCAAAACGAAGCAGGACUUCCUGGCUUCUCUAGAGGGAUUUGUGAGUGUCCUUUCAGGAGCUCAACAGUGCUUGAUGGAGAAGGUGAAUCUGAAGAAGUGUGAAACCUGUGAUCUGAAGACCUUAAAAGGACCUGCGGACUACUUGGCUGCAGCCAACAGCAUGGAGACGCUAGAAUCUGUAGAGACCUGCAUGAAAGUAUGGAUUAAGCAGAUUGAGCAGGUCAUUGCGGAGAAUGACCAGCUACGGAAGGAAGCGGAUGACCUGGGGCCACGAGCAGAGCUGGCCUACUGGAAGAAGCGGCUCUCCAAGUUUAACUACCUCUUGGACCAGCUCAAGACCUCAGACGUUAAGGCUGCACUUGGAGUGCUCACGGCUGCUAAAUCCAAACUUCUAAAGAGCUGGCGGGAGCUGGAUUCUCGGAUCACUGAUGCCACGAACGAAGCUAAAGACAAUGUGAAGUACCUGUACACCCUCGAGAAAGGCUGCGAUCCUCUGUACAACGGUGACCCUGUGACCAUGGUAGAUGCUAUCCCUGGCCUCAUUCAUGCCAUUAAAAUGAUCCAUAGCAUUUCGCGCUAUUAUAACACCUCUGAGAAGAUCACCUCCCUGUUUGUGAAGGUAACAAAUCAAAUGAUCACAGCCUGCAAAGCAUAUAUCACUAAGAAUAAUACUGCCACCAUCUGGGAUCAGCCACAAGAUGAGGUUCUGGAAAAAAUACACGCUGCUAUAAGACUUAAGCAGGAGUACCAAAACUGUUUUCACAAGACCAAACAAAAACUGGAGCAAAGUCCAUCUGAACGACAGUUUGAUUUUAGCGAGAUGUAUAUCUUUGGAAAAUUUGAAACUUUUCAUCGCCGUCUACUUAAGAUCAUGCAAAUCUUUGACACCGUCACAAUCUAUUCAGUCCUACAAGACUCCAAGAUGGAAGGACUUGAAGUUAUGGCAACUAGAUUCCAGAGCAUUGUGACUACCAUGAAGAAAAAGCAGUACAAUUUCUUAGAUCAAAGGAAAACUGAUUUUGACCAGGACUUCGAAGAGUUUUGCAAGCAAACAAGUGACCUGCAUCACCAAUUACAGACUUUCAUGGAUAUUACCUUUGAAAAGAUCACCAACACCGAAAGAGCACUCGACAUGCUAAAGAAAUUCGAAAGGUUAGGAAUCCCCAGUCUUGGCAUUGAUGACAAAUACCAGGUCAUCCUUCAGAACUACGGACAUGACAUCGAGAUGGUCUCUAAACUGUACACCAAGCAAAAGAACGACCCCCCGGUGGCUCGCAACCUUCCUCCUGUGGCUGGCAAGAUCUUGUGGGCACGGCAGCUCUUCCUCAGAAUCCAGUCGCCCAUGAGCCUCUUCCAGCAGCAUCCCACCGUUCUCCAGACGGCGGAAGCCAGGCCCAUCAUCCGCAACUAUAACCGGGUGGCUAAAGUCCUCCUGGAGUUUGAGGUUGUCUACCACCGGGGAUGGCUUCAGCAGGUCGAACUAAUGAAAGCAGGACUUAAGGUAUCGUUAUUAGUGAAAGCUCCAGAGACUGGAGAAAUAUUUGUGAAUUUCGACCCAGAGAUCCUCACCUUGAUCAGGGAAACGGAGUGCAUGUCACGCAUGGAGCUGGAAAUCCCACCAUUCGCCGCAGCUCUCCAGCAAAAACGCGACACCUACAAAGAGACAUUCAACAAAUUGCAGAUGAUGCUGUCAGAGCACAAGAGAGUGAAGUCAAAGAUCCCAGCUCCCCUCCAGACGUUAACGACGCUUCAUCUGGCAAGAGUGGACGAUGCCAUGCAGCCUGGCUUAACCACACUGAGUUGGACAUCCCUGAGCAUCGAGAAGUAUUUGCAGAACGUUCUGGAUAAAAUUGCUGUCCUAGAACUGUUGCUCGAUCGUGUGAAUGACUUGAUAGAGUUUCGCAUUAAUGCCGUUCUUCAAGAAAUGAGCAGCACGCCCCUCUGCAGCCUCCCCGAAGAAGAGCCGCUGACCUGUGAGGAAUUCCUUCGCAAGACAAAGGAACUCUGUAUCAACGGAGCGCGCACUUUGCACCUGAAAAGCUCAUUGGUAGAGGAAGCAGCCAAUGAGCUAAUAAAUACGUUAUUAGAUGUGGAAGUACAAAUCAAAGGAGAUACUGAUGAUAAGCCUCUGAAAAGUGAAAAUGUUUGGAAUUAUCACAAUAUGGCCGACGAAGAAGGGCCGUCAGACCCCUUAGCAUCCUCCUCACACAGUGCUGGCCAGAUGUCCCGAUUGUCUUCCCCUUUAGCCAAGAGGAAAAAGAAGGAAAUCGAAAUGCUGGAGGAAGAAGCCCAAGAACUGCUGUCACAUUUCAGCCACCACAACGUGGAUGCUCUUCUGAAGGUCACGCGCAACACCCUAGAAGCCAUACGCAAGCGCAUUCAGGCCUCUUCUGCCAUCAGCUUCUUAGAUAACGAGAGUGCCUCCAAGCAGAAACUGAGUGCUCAGCCUAUCUUUAAGGCUGGCAUUUUCCUUUCCAUUCCCCAUUUUGCGAUGGUGCCAGCCCUUGAUGAAGUCCAGCAAACCAUCAACAAAGCUGUGGAUAGCAUUGUGAGCGUCAUGAAAGGGGUUGGUCAAUGGAGUAAAGAGAGACUAUCAAAGAAAAAGAUACUAGAAAGAAAAAUAGCAGCUUUACAGAGUGAUGGUGAUUCUGAGAACGAAACGAGAGAAACUGAAACUGGAAACAUCCACGAUGCUGCUUCACAUACGGCCUCUCUGAUCUUGCCUGCUCCUGUCCAAAACAAAAACUACUACAAAAGUGUUUCGGAGAACAAGGAAAUCAUUAAGCUGAUGUCUGUUCUCAGUACAAGCAUAAAUUCUACCAAAAGGGAAGUUCUUCUUGCCUUGGAACGUUUCAAAUGUUACCACCACAUCUGGCAGAGGGAGAAAGAGGAAGCCAUUGAAAACGUCGUCAAAGGAAGCCCUUUGCUGUCUGAGUUUGAAUCCCAGAUCCUUUAUUACAGAGACUUAGAACUAGAAAUUAACUCAGAGCCUGAAUUCAUAUGCGUGGGAACUAUUGCACUGUAUACUGUGGAUCUAAAGUUGGCCCUGACAGCAGAGACCAAAGCUUGGAUGGUUGCAUUUGGGCGACACUGUAACAAGAAAUACAGGUCAGAGAUGGAAAAUAUCUUUAACUUCGUAGAGGAAAUCAACAAAAAACUGAACCGUCACAUCAAAGACUUGGAUGACAUCAGAAUAGCCAUGGCUGCAUUAAAAGACAUUCGAGAGCAACAGAUCGCCAUAGAUUUCCAAGUGGGACCCAUUGAGGAGUCCUAUGCAAUGUUACAUAAAUAUGAAUUGCUGGUGGCCAAGGAAGAGAUGGAGAAAGUGGACACACUGCGUUAUACCUGGGAGAAACUGCUGGUCCGAGCAAAUGAAGUACAGAAUGAAUUGGUUGCACUGCAGCCCAAAUUCAGGGGAGAGCUAAUAAGCACAGUGGAAACAUUUGUUGAAGACUGUGAUCACUACUACUUGGAUUAUGACAAGAAUGGUCCCAUGGCGGCUGGUCUGGAACCUCAGGAGGCGAGUGACAGGCUUGUCAUGUUCCAGAAUCGGUUUGACAACCUUUAUCGGAAAUACGUAACCUACACGGGGGGCGAAGAGCUGUUUGGCUUGCCUGUCACUCAGUAUCCCCAGCUUCUCGAGAUAAAGAAGCAGCUGAAUUUGUUGCAGAAACUUUACAGCUUGUACAACAAUGUCAUUGACACAGUGAAUGGCUACUACGACAUCCUCUGGUCGGAAGUGAACAUCGAGAAAAUUAACAGCGAACUCCUGGAUUUUCAGAACAGGUGUCGAAAGCUGCCACGAGCUUUGAAGGAGUGGCAGGCCUUUCUGGAUCUGAAGAAGACCAUCGAUGACUUCAACGAGUGUUGCCCUUUGCUUGAGCUGAUGUCCCAUAAAGCCAUGAUGGCGCGUCACUGGAGGCACAUCACCACUCUCACAGGCCACAGUUUUGAUGUAGAAAGCGAGACUUUCAAACUGAAAAACAUCAUGGAAGCCCCUCUGUUGAAAUUCAAAGAAGAGAUUGAGGAUAUCUGUAUCAGUGCCGUGAAGGAGAGGGACAUUGAACAGAAGCUGAAACAGGUGAUUGCCGAGUGGGACAACAAGACAUUCACGUUCACAAGUUUCAAAACCCGCGGAGAGCUGCUCUUGAGGGGAGACAGCACUUCUGAGACCAUUGCCAGCAUGGAGGACAGCCUGAUGGUGCUGAGCUCCCUCAUGAGCAACAGGUACAACACACCAUUCAAGGCCCAGAUACAAAAGUGGGUACAAUAUCUGUCUAACACGACCGAUAUAAUUGAGAACUGGAUGACUGUGCAGAAUCUUUGGAUAUACCUGGAGGCUGUCUUUGUGGGCGGAGACAUUGCAAAACAGCUUCCGAAGGAGGCCAAGCGCUUCUCCAACAUUGACAAGUCGUGGGCGAAGAUCAUGACCCGAGCCCAUGAAAUACCAAACGUGGUCCAGUGCUGUGUUGGAGAUGAAACCAUGGGACAGCUGCUGCCACAUUUAUUGGAGCAGUUGGAGAUUUGUCAAAAGUCUCUUACAGGGUAUUUGGAGAAGAAGCGGCUUCUGUUCCCCCGUUUCUUCUUUGUGUCGGACCCUGCUCUCCUGGAGAUUCUGGGCCAAGCUUCGGAUUCACACACAAUACAAGCUCACUUGUUAAAUGUCUUUGAUAACAUCAAAACUGUAAAAUUCCAUGACAAGGUUUACGAUCGGAUCCUUUCCAUUUCCUCACGAGAGAGUGAGACCGUUGAGUUGGAAAAACCUGUCAUGGCAGAAGGAAAUGUGGAGGUUUGGCUCAAUUCCCUGAUGAAGGAGUCCCAGCAUUCACUGCAUCUGGUGAUUCGACAGGCUGCUUCGAGCAUCCAUGAAGCAGACUUCCAACUAACAGAGUUUCUUUCUUCCUACCCAGCUCAGGUCGGCUUGCUGGGAAUUCAGAUGAUUUGGACGCGAGAUGCUGAAGAAGCUCUGACAAAUGCAAAGUACGAUAAGAAAAUAAUGCAGAAUACAAACCAGUCUUUCUUGGUCCUCCUGAACACUCUGAUAGACAUGACUACAAAGGAUCUGACUCCAGUGGAGCGAAUUAAAUAUGAGACGCUGAUUACAAUUCACGUGCACCAAAGGGAUAUAUUUGAUGACCUGUGCCGGAUGCAUAUUAAGAAUCCCUCCGAUUUUGAGUGGCUGAAGCAAUGCAGAUUUUAUUUCAGUGAAGAUGCAGACAAAAUGUUGAUUAACAUCACAGAUGUGUCCUUCAUCUAUCAGAAUGAGUUCUUGGGCUGCACUGACCGGCUUGUCAUAACCCCUCUGACAGACAGGUGUUACAUUACUUUGGCCCAGGCUCUAGGCAUGAGCAUGGGGGGAGCGCCUGCCGGACCCGCGGGGACGGGGAAAACAGAAACGACCAAGGACAUGGGCAGGUGCCUUGGGAAAUACGUUGUGGUCUUCAACUGUUCGGACCAGAUGGAUUUCAGAGGCCUAGGGAGAAUCUUUAAAGGUCUUGCACAGUCCGGAUCCUGGGGCUGCUUCGACGAGUUCAACCGCAUUGACUUGCCGGUGCUGUCGGUCGCGGCCCAGCAGAUCGCCAUUGUUCUGACCUGCAAGAAGGAGCGCAGGAAGAACUUCAUUUUUACGGAUGGUGAUAAUGUGGAGAUGAAUCCAGAAUUUGGACUCUUUUUGACAAUGAACCCUGGGUAUGCUGGCCGCCAAGAGCUACCCGAAAACCUGAAGAUCAACUUCCGUUCAGUGGCAAUGAUGGUCCCAGAUCGACAGAUCAUCAUCCGCGUCAAACUGGCUAGCUGCGGCUUCAUUGAUAAUAUUGUGCUUGCAAGGAAAUUCUUCACUCUGUACAAGCUCUGCGAAGAACAAUUAUCCAAACAGGUGCACUACGAUUUCGGGCUCAGGAAUAUAUUGUCUGUGUUGCGGACCUUGGGAGCAGCCAAAAGAUCCAACCCGGAUGACACGGAGUCCACUAUCGUGAUGCGGGUCUUGAGAGACAUGAAUCUUUCCAAGCUGAUUGAUGAAGAUGAACCCUUAUUCUUGAGUCUGAUUGAAGACUUAUUCCCCAGCAUACAGCUUGACAAAGCCGGCUAUCCAGAGCUGGAGGCUGCCAUUAGCAAGCAGGUGGAAGGUGCCGGCUUGAUCAACCACCCUCCCUGGAGACUGAAGGUCAUCCAGCUGUUUGAAACGCAACGCGUGAGGCACGGCAUGAUGGCGCUUGGACCAAGUGGGGCAGGGAAGACGACGUGCAUCCACACGCUGAUGAAAGCCAUGACAGAUUGUGGACAGCCCCACCGUGAAAUGAGGAUGAACCCCAAGGCCAUCACAGCACCUCAGAUGUUUGGACGUCUUGACGUUGCAACAAACGACUGGACAGACGGGGUUUUCUCCACGCUUUGGAGGAAAACGUUGAGGGCUAAGAAAGGAGAGCACAUCUGGAUAGUCCUCGAUGGCCCCGUUGACGCAAUUUGGAUUGAGAACUUGAAUUCAGUACUGGACGAUAACAAAACAUUAACACUUGCAAAUGGAGACCGAAUCCCUAUGGCCCCGAACUGCAAGAUCAUCUUUGAGCCUCAUAAUAUUGACAACGCAUCCCCAGCGACCGUGUCGAGGAAUGGAAUGGUGUUCAUGAGCUCCUCAGUCCUCGGCUGGAGCCCCAUUCUUGAGGGGUUCUUGAGGAAACGAUCUCCACAGGAAGUGGAGAUUCUGCGCCAGCUGUAUACCACGUCGUUCCCAGAUGUGUACUGCUUCAGCAUCCAGUCCUUGGAAUACAAGACAGAGAUGCUAGAGGCCUUUGUGAUAAUGCAGAGCAUCAAUAUGCUGCAGGGCCUUAUCCCUUGCAAGGAACAGGGAGGUGAAAUAACAGGAGAGUACCUGGAAAGACUAUACGUCUUCUCCUUGAUGUGGAGUAUUGGAGCACUGCUGGAAUUAGAAGACCGACGGAAGUUGGAGAACUGGCUCCGUGGCCACAAAACUAUCGAACUGGACCUUCCUCACAUCCCAGAGGGAAGUGAAGAUACUAUGUUUGACUACUACGUUACUGGGGAUGGCAAAUGGAUGCAUUGGAACACUCGCAUUGAAGAGUAUGUGUACCCUACUGACAGCACCCCAGAGUACAGCUCCAUCCUAGUGCCCAAUGUUGACAAUGUGAGAACGGACUUCCUUAUCCACACAAUUGCAAAGCAAGGCAAGGCAGUGUUGCUAAUUGGUGAACAAGGGACUGCAAAGACUGUCAUCAUCAAAGGCUAUGUGUCAAAAUAUAAUCCUGAAAGCCACAUGGCCAAGAGUCUAAACUUCUCAUCGGCAACAACACCUCUCAUGUUUCAGCGCACAAUAGAAAGUUAUGUGGACAAGCGCAUGGGCACAACCUAUGGCCCUCCUGCAGGAAAGAAAAUGACUGUAUUUGUUGAUGAUGUGAAUAUGCCUAUAAUCAACGAGUGGGGAGACCAGGUCACCAAUGAGAUAGUGAGGCAGCUUAUGGAGCAAAAUGGAUUCUACAACCUGGAAAAACCCGGGGAGUUCACCAACAUUGUGGAUAUCCAGUUCCUGGCUGCCAUGAUCCACCCAGGAGGAGGACGCAACGAUAUCCCCCAGAGACUGAAGAGGCAAUUCUCUGUAUUUAACUGCACUCUGCCUUCUAAUUCUUCUAUCGACAAGAUUUUUGGUGUGAUUGGUGUGGGACAUUAUUGUAGCCAGAGGGGCUUCUCAGAAGAGGUGAGAGGAAUCGUUUCCAAACUGGUUCCAUUGACCCGCCAGCUGUGGCAGAUGACCAAGGUCAAGAUGCUGCCCACACCGGCCAAAUUCCAUUACAUCUUCAACCUCCGGGACCUUUCUAGGAUUUGGCAAGGGAUGCUGAAUACUACCUCUGAAGUGAUCAGUGACUCUCCUGUGCUCAUAAAACUGUGGAAGCAUGAAUGCAAGCGGGUGGUUGCAGAUCGUUUCACAACUCCUGAGGACGUGGGGUGGUUUGAUCUGGCUCUAGCAAAGCUCGCUGAAGGGGCGUUUGGUGGAGAUAAAAAAGCCCUGGUGGAGCCUGGUGUGGAUGCUCAUUUCGUUGACUUCUUAAGAGACGCUCCUGAAGCAACAGGAGAGGAGCCAGAUGAUGUGGAGGUUGACAUGCCAAAAGUGUAUGAACCGAUUCAAUCUUUUGAGCACCUAAAGGAACGGCUGAAUAUGUUUUUACAAAUAUACAAUGAGAGUAUCCGUGGAGCAGGCAUGGACUUGGUGUUUUUUGAAGAUGCUAUGGUUCAUUUAGUAAAGAUCUCUCGUGUAAUCCGUACCCCUGGUGGAAAUGCUUUGCUUGUUGGAGUUGGUGGUUCUGGAAAGCAGAGCUUGACAAAACUGGCAUCAUUCAUUGCUGGCUACCACACAUUCCAGAUCACAUUAACAAGGUCUUACAACACAUCCAACUUGAUGGAAGACCUGAAGCAUCUGUAUAGGACUGCCGGGCAGCAGGGGAAAGGAAUCAGCUUCAUUUUCACAGACAAUGAAAUAAAAGACGAGGCUUUCUUGGAGUACAUGAACAAUGUCCUCUCAUCAGGAGAAGUUUCUAAUUUAUUUGCCCGUGAUGAAAUCGAUGAAAUCACAAGUGACCUCAUUCCUGUUAUGAAGAAGGAGCAUCCACGUCGGCCUCCAACCAAUGAGAACUUGUAUGACUAUUUCAUGAGCAGAGUUCGCCAGAACCUUCAUGUCAUCCUCUGCUUUUCACCAGUGGGCGAAAAAUUCCGGAACCGAGCAUUGAAAUUCCCUGCCCUCAUUUCUGGCUGUACUAUAGACUGGUUCAGCCGCUGGCCCAAAGAUGCUCUGGUUGCUGUGUCUGAACAUUUCUUGUCCUCCUACGAUGUUGACUGUACGGAUGAGACCAAGAGAGAGAUGGUGCAGUGCAUGGGCUCCUUCCAGGAUGGAGUUGCUGAGAAGUGUGUGGAUUAUUUCCAGAGAUACCGUCGGUCCACCCACGUCACUCCCAAAUCUUACUUGUCCUUCAUCCAGGGAUAUAAAGCAAUCUACAAAGAAAAACAUGCUGAGGUGCAGACACUGGCCAACAGGAUGAACACUGGACUGGAGAAACUGAAAGAGGCCUCUGAGUCAGUGGCUGCCUUAAGCAAAGAGCUGGAAGCCAAAGAAAAAGAGCUUCAGAUAGCCAGUAAAAAAGCAGAUACGGUGUUAAAGGAAGUUACAGUGAAAGCGCAGGCUGCUGAAACGGUGAAGGCAGAAGUGCAGAAGGUCAAAGACAAGGCUCAGGCGAUCGUGGACAGUAUCUCAGCAGACAAGGCCACUGCUGAAGAAAAGUUGGAGGCUGCCAGGCCCGCUUUAGAAGAAGCCGAGGCAGCUUUGCAAACGAUCAAGCCUUCAGACAUUGCCACCGUCCGCACACUGGGCCGUCCGCCUCAUCUCAUCAUGCGGAUCAUGGACUGCGUGCUGCUGCUGUUCCAGAGGAGGGUCAACACUGUCAAAGCGGACCUGGAGAAAAAUUGCACCACCCCCUCGUGGCAGGAGUCCUUGAGGCUGAUGACUGCAGGGAACUUCCUACAGAACCUGCAGCAAUUUCCCAAAGACACAAUUAACGAAGAAGUCGUCGAGCUGUUGAGCCCUUACUUUGGUAUGAGUGACUACAACAUUGAAACAGCAAAACGAGUGUGCGGAAAUGUGGCCGGCCUUUGCUCGUGGACCAAAGCGAUGGCGUCUUUCUUUGCUAUCAACAAGGAAGUUCUGCCUUUAAAAGCGAAUCUGGCCGUCCAGGAGAACCGGCUCACCACUGCCAUGCUGGAUCUGCAGAAGGCCCAGGCGGAGCUGGACGCCAAGCAGGCGGAACUAGACAUUGUGCAGGCCGAGUAUGAGAAAGCCAUGCGGGAGAAACAGACGCUGCUGGAGGAUGCAGAACGCUGCAGGCGUAAAAUGCAGACAGCCUCCAGUUUGAUCAGUGGGCUGGCUGGCGAGAAAGAGAGAUGGACAGAACAGAGCAAAGAGUUUGCUGUGCAAACCAAGAGGCUUGUGGGUGACGUGUUGCUGGCCACGGCUUUUCUGUCCUAUUCUGGUCCUUUUAACCAAGAGUUCCGCAAUCUGUUAUUAAAUGGUUGGCAAAAGGAGAUGAAAACCCGGAAAAUCCCAUUUGGAAACAAUCUCAAUCUCACAGAAAUGCUGAUUGAUGCACCAACGGUCAGUGAAUGGAACCUUCAGGGGCUGCCGAAUGAUGACCUGUCCAUACAGAAUGGCAUCAUUGUCACAAAAGCGGCCCGCUACCCUUUACUGAUUGAUCCACAGACCCAGGGAAAGAUCUGGAUUAAAAACAAGGAAACCAGGAAUGAAUUGCAGAUCUCCUCUCUGAAUCACAAAUAUUUUAGAAACCACUUGGAAGACAGCCUUUCUCUUGGGAGGCCCCUGUUAAUUGAAGAUGUCGGCGAGGAGCUGGAUCCAGCCUUGGAUAAUGUCCUUGAAAAGAAUUUCAUCAAAACUGGUUCUACCUAUAAGGUCAAAGUUGGGGAUAAAGAAGUAGAUGUUAUGAAUGGAUUCCGACUUUAUCUGACCACCAAGCUUCCCAACCCAGCCUAUACGCCUGAGAUCAGCGCUCGCACCUCCAUCAUCGAUUUCACCGUCACCAUGAAGGGUCUGGAAGAUCAGCUUCUAGGGAGAGUCAUCCUUACAGAAAAACAGGAGCUGGAGAAAGAGCGGACCGAUCUUAUGGAAGAUGUGACUGCGAACAAAAGGAAGAUGAAGGAACUGGAGGACAACUUGCUGUAUAGACUAACCAGCACGCGGGGCUCUCUGGUGGAAGACGAGAGCCUCAUCAUUGUCCUCAGUAACACCAAGAGAACCGCUGAAGAGGUGACACAGAAACUGCAGAUCUCAGCUGAGACUGAAAUACAGAUCAACUCAGCUCGGGAGGAAUACAGGCCGGUGGCAACCAGAGGCAGCAUUCUCUACUUCCUCAUAACCGAGAUGAGUAUGGUGAACGUCAUGUACCAGACUUCACUCCGACAGUUCUUGGGCCUGUUUGACCUUUCGCUUGCCAGGUCUGUCAAGAGCCCCGUUACCAGCAAGAGGAUUGCAAAUAUCAUUGAGCACAUGACCUAUGAAGUCUACCAGUAUGCUGCACGGGGGCUUUACGAGGAGCACAAGUUUCUGUUCACGUUACUGCUUACCUUGAAGAUUGACUUGCAGCGGAACAGAGUCAAGCAUGAGGAGUUUCUAACACUCAUUAAAGGUGGUGCUUCUUUGGAUCUGAAAGCUUGUCCUCCCAAACCAGCUAGAUGGAUCCUGGAUAUGACGUGGUUGAACUUAGUGGCACUCAGUAAACUCAGGCAGUUUUCAGAUGUUCUUGAUCAAAUCUCAAGAACCGAAAAACAGUGGAAAAUUUGGUUUGAUAAGGAGAAACCGGAAGAGGACCCUGUUCCCAGUGGCUAUGACCAGGGUCUAGACUGCUUCAGGCGCCUCCUCCUCAUUCGGUCGUGGUGUCCUGACAGAACCAUCGCGCAGGCUAGGAAAUACAUUAUGGAUACAAUGGAGGAAAAAUAUGUGGAAGGCGUCAUCUUAGACCUGGAGAAGACCUGGAUGGAGUCUGACCCACGCACCCCUCUCGUCUGCUUCCUUUCCAUGGGGUCUGAUCCCACGGAUUCCAUCAUUGCUUUGGGCAAGAGACUGAAGAUGGAGACUCGCUAUGUUUCCAUGGGCCAAGGACAGGAGGUCCAUGCACGCAAACUUCUGCAGCAAACUAUGGCGCAUGGUGGGUGGGCGCUUCUGCAGAACUGUCACCUGGGCCUUGACUUUAUGGAUGAAUUGAUGGACACCAUUGUGGAAACCGAGAACAUUCACGAGGCUUUUCGUUUGUGGAUGACGACGGAGGUUCACAAAUACUUUCCCAUCACGCUUCUUCAGAUGUCUAUUAAAUUCACCAAUGAACCUCCUCAAGGACUCAAAGCUGGCCUCAAGCGAACCUAUGGAGGGGUGAGCCAGGAUCUCUUGGAUGUCAGCAACAUGGUCCAGUGGAAGCCGAUGCUCUAUGCUGUAGCCUUCCUGCAUUCCACAGUUCAGGAAAGAAGGAAAUUUGGGCCUCUGGGGUGGAACAUUCCUUAUGAGUUCAACCAAGCUGAUUUCAAUGCCACGGUGCAGUUUGUGCAGAACCAUCUGGACGACAUGGACAUCAAAAAGGGGGUGUCCUGGAACACAGUUCGUUACAUGAUCGGAGAGAUUCAGUAUGGGGGAAGAGUUACGGAUGACUACGACAAAAGGCUGCUGAACACUUUUGCUAAAGUCUGGUUCAGUGAAAACAUGUUCAGUCCAGAAUUCUCCUUCUACAAAGGCUACAGUAUCCCCAAGUGCACCACCGUGGAUCACUACCUUCAGUACAUACAGGGCUUGCCUGCUUAUGACACACCAGAAGUGUUUGGGCUGCAUCCCAAUGCAGACAUCACUUACCAGAGCAAACUUGCCAAAGAUGUGCUGGACACUAUUCUCAGCAUCCAGCCAAAAGACAGCUCCAGCGGGGGAGGAGAGACCAGAGAAGCCGUGGUCGCAAGGCUGGCCGAUGAUAUGCUGGAGAAGCUCCCUGCAGACUAUGUACCUUUUGAGGUAAAGGAGAGGCUGCAGCAUAUGGGGCCAUUCCAGCCCAUGAACAUCUUCCUGCGCCAGGAGAUAGACCGAAUGCAGAGGAUUAUUGCCCUGGUGCGGAACACUCUGGCAGACUUGAAGCUGGCCAUUGAUGGAACAAUCAUCAUGAGUGAGAACCUCAGAGAUGCUUUGGACUGCAUGUAUGAUGCCAGGAUUCCUGAACGUUGGCGGAAGGCCUCAUGGGCUUCCAGCACUCUUGGCUUCUGGUUUACUGAACUUCUUGAAAGAAACCACCAGUUUCACUGUUGGAUUUUUGAGGGGCGGCCAAACUGCUUUUGGAUGACGGGGUUUUUCAACCCUCAAGGAUUUCUGACUGCCAUGAGACAGGAAAUUACCCGAGCCAAUAAAGGAUGGGCCCUGGACAGUGUAGUCCUCUGCAAUGAGGUGACCAAGUGGAUGAAGGAUGACGUCACCACUCCUCCCGCUGAAGGAGUCUAUGUCUACGGCCUCUAUCUAGAAGGAGCUGGGUGGGACAAAAGGAACAUGAAACUCAUAGACUCGAAACCCAAGGUGCUCUUUGAAAUGAUGCCCGUGAUCAGGAUAUAUGCAGAGAACAACACCUCCAGAGAUCCACACCUGUACUCGUGCCCAAUAUACAAGAAGCCAGUUCGGACUGAUCUGAAUUAUAUUGCUGCAGUGGACCUCCGGACUGCCCAGCCUCCUGAGCACUGGAUCUUGCGUGGUGUUGCCCUCCUGUGUGAUGUCAAGUAA